CUUUUGAAUUUGUGGCCUUGGCCUGCACAACAUAUCGAGCUACAGAACUGACUUGAGUUGAUACAGUGAAAGGUAAUAAUCAGUAAGUUCAUGUUUAUCCCCGCCACCUUGCUUGGUCUUGUCUGCAUCCCGGUGGAGACCAUAGCACCACUGAUGUAUUGAGAAGAUCAUUAUCAUGUCAAAAUUGUAGCUUUUAAAUCCUUUUGAUUUUCAUUUCUCUUGUCAAUGAAAUCGAGUUAUGUGGCAAAUUGAAAUUCCCUAUAAAAAAAAUAAAAAUAAAUCCGUGCUAGUACUCAGCGAUAAUCACGCCCCUUUCACAUAGUCCAAACCCGAGCUUAUCUACUUAUGUGGGCCUUGCAUGAAGCCCCUGGAUCUUUCUCCAACCAUUUUGUUAUUGUACAUGUUCAUAACAGGGACUUCGAUAAAGGAUCAAUAAUGCGGCCCAGCCUGUGAUUUUGAUGCAAUUGACACGACACUGCCCAAUAACAAGAUGGCAAGUAGUAAAUCCUUUUUCAGUCCGGAAAAGGGGAAAUCCUUGAAGUCCAGGUUUGAAGUCCAGGUGGAGACAUGUGUUUGGACUUUGAGAAUCUUAUGGGAACAGCUGGGUCUACCUUGAGUUCCUCUGCUCCGUGAAAGGAUAUUAUAAUGAUUACACGUUUAUGCUGGCAUAUAUCUUUUGAUGUGUACUAACAUUUUUGGAUACUCGAGAGCCUAAUGCUCUCUCCACUUACCCUGCUUUUGGCUUGGAUCUUAGAGGAAAUGAAAAAGACAGGGCUGAAACAAACAAGACAUGGGUUCUCAUUCUUUUUUCAUAUAGCAGACAGAGGUGAAUAAAAAAAUCGAUCAAAAGGCGAUAGCUAUCACGUCUGCUUCUUCAGCCAUGCUAGCAGGGGGCUGCUUUAGUAUGGAUUUGUAGCCACAAAUUGGGUUUAUUCUUAGUAUCUAUAAAAGAAGAUGUUCCUGGAAAAUAACCAAGAUAUUCAUGUGAGGAGUGGCAGGAAGUGCUGAUUUAGUUUCAUAAUUAUAAUGCGACUUAAAAUCCCCACCGUUCAUGAACACAAGACAAACCUCCUGCUGUCAUCCACCUCUUCACAUUUUAAUAAUGAAUGCAUCUCCUUUUCCUCAUGAAAGACCAUUACCACUUUCUUCCACUAGCAUUUUCUCUAUAUUUUCCUAUUAUUCGCCGUAUCUGAGCUACUCAACUCUCUUCCAUUAAAACUUUCUCUGUAAUUUCCUCUUAUUCGCAGGAUCUGAGGUUAUUCAGAAAAUGGUUCAGUGUUUGUCAAAGCCGAAGACCAUGUUCACUGCAAAACCCUCUCCUCUGGGUGCCUUCGUUCUGGUUCUCAUCCUCUGCAUUCUGGGCUUUUAUACCCUGUAUUUCCCUCACUCUUUUUCGCCCUCUUUCACUUCCCAUAAUGCGUCUCACUUCCGCCAAGUUUUCCUUUCCUCUUCCUCAAAUUCCACCAUCGCCUCCUACCUCCGUGACCUCACCCUGCACCCGCACCUCGCCGGAACAAAACUUGGCUCCGACACCGCCCGUUAUGUUCUCGACCAUUUCAGAGACCUGGGCCUUCAGACCCACACUGUGAACUACAAAGCCCUCCUCUCUUAUCCCCUCCACUCCUCCAUCUCCGCGCAUUUUAGCGACGGAUCCUGCUCGGAGUUUCCCUUGGGUGAAAUGGUUCGAUCCAAUAAGUUUGACGAGGACGUGGUGCCACCAUACCAUGCUUACUCGCCAUCUGGGUCGGCGUAUGCGAUGGCGGUUUUCGUGAAUUAUGGGAGGGACGAGGAUUACCGGGCGCUGAGGGUGCUAGGAGUGAACGUUAGCGGAUGCAUAGUGUUAGCGAGGAAAGGCAGCGGUUUGACCAGAGGCGCCGUGGUGGAGAAGGCGGAGACGUACGGUGCAGUGGCGGUGCUAAUAUAUACCGAUGGGGACAGGUUUGGAAAUGGGUUUGAGAGGGGACAUGUCAUGAGAGGCAUUGGGGACCCACUAAGCCCUGGGUGGGCUGGGGUUGAUGGCGGCGAGAGCUUGGAUUUGGAAGAUAGUGAGGUUUUGAAAAGGUUUCCCAAAAUUCCAUCCAUGCCCCUUUCUACUGAGAUUGCUGAGACCAUUUUGCACUCACUAGUAGGCGCUGAGGUGCCACAGGAAUGGAAGAGUUCGCUAGGGUCCAAGGUACUCAGGCAUGUUGGUCCUGGCCCGACAAUGCUCAAUUUCACGUACCAGGGGGAAAAGAAGGUGGUUGGCAUUCAAAAUGUUUUUGCGGUUAUAAAGGGAUCAGAAGAACCCGACAGACUUGUCCUGCUCGGUAACCACAGGGAUGCCUGGACUUAUGGUGCUGUAGACCCCAGCAGUGGGACUGCAGCCUUACUUGACAUUGCUCGGCGAUUUUCUCUUCUAUUGCACAUUGGGUGGACUCCACGAAGGACAAUUAUCCUCUGUAGUUGGGAUGCAGAGGAGUUUGGAAUGAUUGGAUCCACUGAGUGGGUGGAACAGAACCUAAUCAAUCUUGGUUCUAAAGCGAUCGCAUAUCUAAAUGUAGACUGUGCUGUGCAGGGAUCUGGUUUCUUUGCCAGCUCCACUCCUCAGCUUGAUAGUCUCAUCCUUGAGGUUUCAAAAAAGGUCAAGGAUCCUGACUCCACGAGUACAACUGUAUAUGAAAAUUGGGCAGCUGUUAGUGGAAAUUAUAAUAUUUUGAGGCUCAGUGGACUGGAUUCUGAUUUUGCUCCCUUUGUGCAACAUGCGGGGGUUCCAUCUAUUGAUGUAUAUUAUGGAAGAGAUUUUCCUGUCUAUCACACUGCUUUUGACUCCUACGACUGGAUGAUACAAUAUGGAGAUCCGUUCUUUCUGCGCCAUGUGGCUGUAACUGGAGUUUGGGGACUUUUAGCACUUCACCUGGCUGAUGAUCUAAUUCUUCCUUUUAAUUACCACUCUUAUGUAGAUCAGUUACAGGUGUACAAGAACAGGCUGAGCAACUUUUUAGACCAAUCAAUCUCUCUGCACCCAUUAACUGCCUCGAUACAAGACUUUGCAUCAGCUGUCGAAGAAUUUGAUGAUGAAUUAAAUGCACUGAGAUUGCAAGAAACCGUUGAUUGUUCCAUGCAUUUAAAAAGGCGAGCUUUAAAUGAUAGAUUAAUGCUUGCUGAAAAAGGCUUCCUGGAUCCAGAUGGGCUUAGAGAAAGGAACUGGUUCAAGCAUCUUGUGUUUGGACCUCCAAGAGAUCAUGAAAGUAUGAUGGAUUUCUUCCCCGGAGUUGCUGAUUCUAUCGCUUGCUCGGCCAGAAGUGGUGAAAAAGAAGGGCAGGCAGAUAUUCAACAUGAGAUCUGGAGGGUUGCCAGAGCCAUCAAAAGAGCUGCUUCAGCACUGAGGGGAGAGUUCAUGUAAAAUCUAUGGGAAGCUUCAACCUAUGUGUGGGUUGGCCCUUUCUUUACUGGCCAUUGAAUGAGUCAGCCCUUAAGUUUUGUGUUCUUUUUCAAUUUUUUCUUUUUUGGCUGGAAAGUAAAUGCGAGUAGUUUAGAUUA
Messenger RNA from Prosopis cineraria, 3519 nucleotides. Its product is annotated as probable glutamate carboxypeptidase AMP1. The record is from RefSeq and is a predicted model, not a curated record. The transcript is spliced from 11 exons. Gene Ontology annotation, molecular function: carboxypeptidase activity. Lineage: Eukaryota; Viridiplantae; Streptophyta; Magnoliopsida; Fabales; Fabaceae. The coding region runs from base 1268 to 3382 and encodes 704 amino acids.